This is a messenger RNA of Octopus sinensis (East Asian common octopus), 3327 nucleotides long. Its product is annotated as cGMP-specific 3',5'-cyclic phosphodiesterase-like. The transcript has a single exon. Gene Ontology annotation, molecular function: 3',5'-cyclic-nucleotide phosphodiesterase activity; protein binding. Bases 1 to 3327 code for a protein of 1108 amino acids. The record is from RefSeq and is a predicted model, not a curated record. Gene Ontology annotation, biological process: signal transduction. NCBI's taxonomy places the organism in Eukaryota, Metazoa, Mollusca, Cephalopoda, Octopoda, Octopodidae.
AUGGAUGAUUUACAGCAAGAUGAGGUUGAAAAUUUCUUACAGAAUAAUCCAGAUUUCGUUCGCAAAUGGCAAUCUCGGCAUUCUACAGAGGACGUCAAAGGGGAAAGCCUUAAAUGCACGUUGAAAGUACCGGGAGAGACCGGUUAUAGUGCAACUACAAGUGAUACAGUAUUACAGGAGGUGAAAUCAAAAUCAAGAGGGUAUACUUCAGUAGUGACAGAGAAUGAAAUAUACAGAGAGUUUGUAAAAGACACUGUUUUCGAAGUCAAUGUCGACAAACAGUGUCAUAAAAUUCUUCAAAAUGCUUGUAUCAUCCUCGAUUGUGAGAGAGCGAGCCUAUUUCUGUUACAUGGAACUGCUAAAAAGCUACACUUAGUUUCCAAACUCUUUGACGUUACAGCCACCUCGGUUAUGGAGGAUACAAUUCACAACGAAGAAAAUGCCAUUCGCAUUCCUUUCGGGAAAGGAAUUGUCGGAUAUGUAGCUGAAUACAGUUGUCUAUUGAACAUUAAAGAUGCCUACGAAGACGAACGUUUUUUACAUGAGAUUGAUAAAUCAACGGGGUUUUGUACGAAAAGUAUUCUAUCUGUACCAAUUAAGGAUAGAGAUGGCGUCGUAAUAGGUGUAGCUCAAGCAUUGAAUAAGAAACAUGAUCGUUAUUUCGAUUCGAAUGAUGAAAUUAUAUUUCAGAACUUUUUGUCGUUUUGCGGAAUCAGUAUAAUCAACGAACGGUUGUUAGAAAUAUCACAAGUGGAAUUUAAACGCCACAAGUUAUUGCUAAAACUUGCCAAAUUUGUUCUGAAAGAGCAAAUCAAUUUUCGAAAGCUUAUAUCAGAAAUUCUUCGACAUGCCAUGGAUAUGUUAGACUGUAGCAAGAUUUCUGUUUAUUUAACAGAAAACAGAAUGGAUGCGGCCUCUCCGACGACAUCGUCUAAAGUUUUCCAGUUAUUAAAAGAUGAAGAAGAAGUGCAGGAAGUUCCGUUAGAUCCGAAAUAUAUAAUACCAGUUGACCAAAAUUUAAAAAGUAUCAAUAUAAUCGAUAUAAUUCGAUUACAAAGUGAAUCUAGAGAAACUUUAAUCACUGUUGAAGGUGAUGUCGGCCGUUGGCUACUGUGUAUGACAAUAACAAAUGCUACAAGUGAGGUCGUCGGUUGCAUAAUAUUUGUGAGACAUUCCAAAGAUGUUUUCGACCAAAGUGACAUCAACCUAAUGGAGACGUUUGCAUUGAUUUGUGGAAUCAGUAUUCAUAAUUGUCGCAUAUAUGAACGUUCUGUUAGGAUGUUGGCACAGCGAGAAACAUUGAACCAGUUACUUGCCUAUCAUACUACAUGCGACCGAAGCCUUAUUGAACCUUUCUUACAAGAAGAGCCAGGAUCCUCUGAAGAGUACCAUAUAUAUUCCUAUAACUUUGAUGAGUCUUGCUUUACAGAUGAUGAAACUAUUCAUUUGUGUGUUCGGAUGUUACUUGAAAAAAAUGCGUUGAUCCUAUUGAAUUUGCCUAUUGAUAUUUUAUACAGGUUUAUUUUAACAGCAAAGAAGAAUUAUCGUCUAAACAUUUACCAUAACUGGAGACAUGCUGUUAAUGUUAUGCAGGCGAUGUUUUGUAUAUUGACUACUGGUCAAAUGCAAUUAUAUUUCACAGAAUUUGAGCAGAUUUACUUAUUAAUAGCAGCUCUAGUUCAUGAUCUUGACCAUAGAGGUAAAAAUAAUGCAUUUCAAGUGAAGACCUCAUCUCCUUUUGCUACACUGUACAGUUCAUCUGUCUUGGAAUACCAUCACAUAGACAGAACUUUCAUGAUAUUAAACACUACCGAAACCAACCUAUUUCAGAAUAUCUCAGAUACAAAUUACAAGUACGGUCUUAAAGUUAUCGAGAAAGCCAUUCUGGCCACAGACUUGCAAACUUACUUUAGAGAACGUGAAGUUUUUAAGGAAAAAAUCGAAAGCGGAGACAAAAUGUUUGACACCCGAGAAAGCAUCGAAUUAUUAAUGAGGAUUUUAAUGACAGCAGCUGAUCUUUCAGCUAUUACAAAGCCGUGGGAAAUUCAAAAGGCAGUUGCAGUUAAGGUUGCAGCUGAAUUCUACGAGCAGGGAGACGAAGAAAAGGGUUUAAAUCAAGAAGUUGUUGCUCUCAUGGAUCGAGAAAAUCGAUACAAACUUCCUGGAAUGCAAGUCGCAUUUAUCGAUGAUAUUUGUAUCCCGCUUUAUCAACUUUUAUGUAAAUUACAAGACGGUUUGAUGCCGCUAUAUGAAGGGGUGCUACAAAAUAGGAUUCAUUGGUCCAAUAUAAACGACAACUUAGAAGAUUUUGACAUUGAUUUUGAAAUGCAAAAAGUUUACAGUGAUUUCGCACUCUCUUUAGUUUUUGAAGCGGAUACGAUCUCCACUCCCCCUUCUGAACAUGAUAAGAUCAUCAACACGUCUAUUUGUACCCAAACUAACUUAAUUUUCCCAAAGAUCAAAGAAAUAAAAGAAUACAGGGAAGAAUCCAGUCAAACUGCUGACUUUGAAGAAGGUUUUCAGAGAUCUACCAGUGUAAUCGGAUUAUUAGGAUCUAUUAUUGUUUUAGAAACAGUAAAAGAAACUCAUUCACCAAAACUUUUAUCUGUAGAAGUAGACGAAUGUAAGGAUACAAAGUCAAAAGGUAUCCAGACAAUAGUGCUUCGACGUUCUCAGACCGCCAGGUAUGAAAGGAGGUAUGGAUAUGUCUCUAGUAAUUUAGUUCCUACCAAUUCUACAGCUUGGGACGUGGCCAAUUUGGAACUGAGCGAUUUCAUUCAGCCAACCAAAUCUUCACCUGUAAAAUCGAAGUCAGUUGGAUACGCAUUGGAGAGUCGUAUAAGAAAACCUCGCCAAACAUUUUCUUUCUAUGAAAGUCAAGGGCAAGUUAAAACAGAAGAAGCGUGGUCUCUGAAAUUCAGAAACGAUUCAAUAAUGCCGAAGAUGACAAUACAACAUCCGUCAAAGAGAGAAAGUAUGUUCUCUGAAGGAACAGAAGGAAGAUCAAGCAUGAGCGAACCAUUCAAUACAUUGUUUCCGGCAUUUUCUUCAACAAACGUCUCGUAUAGCGAAAGAGGGUCUCGUGGCCCCGAAGAAGAAAAAGGCAAGAAUGAACAGCAAUCAUCUGAGAUUUUUAAAAAAAGGGACAGUUAUGGAAUGAGCGCCGAAGAAAAGGAAAGGAUUGCUAGUACUGCUAGGAGAGAACUGAACCAAGAACGAAAGAGAAAAUGUGUGAGGAAAAUUCCACGAAGCAGGCCAAGUUCUAUAGUUUCGAAAAGACAGGAUACGAUACAUCACUUUAGAAAGUGGAUGUGUACGAUUUCAUAA